Messenger RNA from Phascolarctos cinereus (koala), 4801 nucleotides. It is a transcript of the gene ZSWIM9, whose product is annotated as zinc finger SWIM-type containing 9. NCBI's taxonomy places the organism in Eukaryota, Metazoa, Chordata, Mammalia, Diprotodontia, Phascolarctidae. Gene Ontology annotation, molecular function: zinc ion binding. The record is from RefSeq and is a predicted model, not a curated record.
GAAGAAGGACAAGCACAGACCCAGCGGAGGGGAAGCAAAGCACUCUGGGAAGAGGGGCGGGCCGGGCGCCUGGCCUCGCGGGCAUUGUGGGAGGGUCCAAGCCGUUAGGAGCUGUUCCUUGGGGCUCUGAGCGGGCGGGAGGGGUACCCUAGGAUGGAGGAGGAACUGGAAACAGAGCCCGAGCCCGGGCGGGAGCUGGAGGCGGGGCCCGAGCCAGGGUCGGAACAGGAGCAGGAGCCGGAGCCAGAGUCCGAGCCGGAGCCGGAGCCGGAGCCGGAGCCGGAGCCAGAGUCCGAGCCGGAGCCGGAGCCAGAAGAGUCCGAGCCAGAGUCCGAGCCGGAGCCAGAGCUAGAGUCCGAGCCAGAGCCGGAGCCAGAGCGGGAGCCGGAGCCGGAGCCCCAGCUGGAGCGGGAGCGAGAGCGGGAGCCCGGACAGGAGGCAGGGCUGGAGUCCGAGCCCGAGCUGGAGCUGGUGAAGGAAUCGGAGCCGGAGCCAGACUCGGAGCGGGAGCCGGAACUGGAGCCGGAGCCCGAACCGGAGCCGGAGCCCGAGCCCGAGGCGGCGCCGAGGCUGGCGUGGGCUGAGGCCCGGGCCCAGGAGGAGCGGGAGCUGCAGGAUCGGGAGUUUUUCUCGUGGGCAGAGUUCAGCCGCUUCUUUGAUACUUGGUGCCAGCAGCACCGGGCCCUCUUCUUCGUCAAGAGCUCCAUGCACCUGGCCAAAUGCCGCUGGGCCUCGAUGCCCCCACUCCAUGCCCUCAUCGAUGUCCUCAAGUACAGCUACGUGCGGCUCGUCUGCAAGGAUGUGAGAGCACCCGCCGGCCGGCCUGGCAUUGCGGGGAGCCCCCAGCCAGGCUGUCCGGCCUUCAUCAUCCUGAAGCUCAGCCCCUUGCGGGACCGCCUGGUGGUCACUGAGUGCCACCUGGCCCAUUCACAUCCAGCCUGCCCUCUGGAGUUUGCCUACUAUUUCCGCCCAGGCCAUCUUCUUGCCAAUGCCUGCCUCCCUGUCCGCACCACCAACAAGAUCUCCAAACAGUUUGUGGCCCCUGCGGACAUCCACCGCCUCCUCUCCUACUGCAAGAGCCGGGACCACGGUGUCCUCGAUGCCCUCCAUGUCCUGGAGGGGCUCUUCCAGGCUGACCCUGAGGCCAAGGUGAAGCUGGUUUUUGUGGAAGAUCAAGCCGUGGUGGAGACCGUCUUCUUCCUCACGUCCAGCAUGAUGGCCCUGCUGCGCCGCUUCCCCCUCAUGCUGUUCUUUGACCGCCUCCCGGGCCUGCAGGGCACCUUUGAUCUGUCCACGGUGCUCUGUGUGGAUGACCGCGGCCGUGGCCGGGAGGUGGCCUGCUGUCUCACGCGCCAGACCACCCCCAACCUUCUGCGCUUCACGCUCGCCUCGCUGGUGCAGAGCGUCCCGGAGAUCAAGGGCCGCGUGCGCUGCGUCACUGUGGGGCCCGAGGUGGGCACGCAGCUGGAGGCCGUCCGAGAGCUGCUGCCCGGGGCUCGCGUCCAGAUCUGCCGGGUCCAGGUGCUGGAGACGCUCUUCAGCAAAGCCCAGGAGCUGGGCGGGGCCGGGGAGGACCCCGGGCUGUGGCCGCUGCUCUGCCGCCUGGCUGGGGCGGCCUCCGCCGCAGCCUACAUGGCUCUGGCCGAACUGCGGGCUACCUGCCCGGCUGCCUUCGUGGACUACUUUGAGCGCAGCUGGGCACCCCGCAGGGCCAUGUGGGUGCGCCUGUGGGCCUUUGAGACAGCCCGAAAUGUGGAUGCUUGUGCCCUGGUCCGAGGGCAUCGGCAGCGCUUGCUGCGGGGGCUUAGCCCCUCACCCACAGUUGCCCAGUGUAUCCGUGACCUAGUGGCCUUGCAGCGGGGGCACAGUGAGGGAGAGGGGCUGGUGGGAGAAGAGGGCCUGUCCAAGGCCACUCUGACCGGACCUGGGGUGGGGUUAGAGAAUGGAGGCGGAAGGGGGUUGCAGUGGGAAGAUAGAGGGGGCAGGGGAACACAGUUGGGAGAAGGAGGUGUGCAGUUAGGGGACCGAGGACUGAGAGAGGGAGGCAUACAGUUAGGAGACACAGGGGACAGGGGAACACAGUGGGGGGACAGAGGUGAGUGGGGGAUGCAUUUUGGGGAAAGAGAUGUACAGCUUGUGGACAGAGGGGAUAAGGAGACACGGUUGGGAGGGAUCGGUAGAGAGUUGAGAGAAAGAGGGAUGUAUUUAUGGGAAAGAAGAGUAAGAUUAGGAGAUAGAGAGGGGAGGAGCAGACAACUGGGGGGAGGCAGUGUACAGAUGGGAGACAGAGGGGAGAGGGGGCUGCCUUUGUGGGAGAGAGGUGUACAGUUUGGGGACAGAGGAGAGAGGGGGCUGCCUUUGUGGGAGAGAGGUAUACAGUUGGGAGAUAGAGGAGAGAGGGGACUACCUUUGUGGGAGAGAGGUAUACAGUUGGACAGAGGAGAGAGGGGGCUAUCAUUGUGGGAGAGAGGUAUACAGUUGGGGAACGGAGGGGACAGGAGGAUGCAGCUGGGGGAGAGAGGUAUGCAGUUGGAGGACAGAGGGGAGAGAGGAUUCCAUUUGUGGGAGAGAGGUAUACAGUUGGGGGACAGAGAAGAGAGUAGGACUCAGUUGGGAGAAAGCGAUGCACAGCUAGAGGACGGAGGGGGAAGAGGGACAGAGCUGGGAGAGGGCAGUAUUCAGUUUGAGGACAGAGGGGAGAGGGGGAUGCAUUUGUGGGAUGGAGGGCAAAGGAUGCAGCUGGGGGACAGAGAGGAGGCUGGGGCCACAGUGGGAGAGCUUCAGGGAAGAGGGAGGACGGCUGCGGUUGGAGAUGAGAGGGCGUCGGCCCGGAAGCGGCCCAGAAGCUCCUCGGAGGAGGAGGAUUGGGAGCUGCUGUCUAGGUUCCGGGCUGUGUGUGGGCCGGAGCUGGCUGGUCUGGUGGCUGAGGAGCUCACCUUUGCCCGGCAGCAUGGGCUCAGGGGCUUCCGGUGGACUGGGACAGGCUACACACUGCAGGACGGGACCUCGGACUUCCUCCUGGAUGCGGCGCUGACCCGCUGCAGCUGCUCCAUCCACGCUGCCCGCCACCUCCCCUGUCGCCACCUCUUUGCUGCCCGCCUUGUGGUGGGGGCUGCCCUAUUUCACAUGGACCUGCUCAGGGACAGCUGGGGAGGGGCCCCUGAGCCUUGAGCCUUGGAACUCUACCCCCCUGCCCUGCACCUCCCACCACCGGGAGUGAGGGUGCUCAGUGAGGUCCAAAAAUCCGGGAGCUCCCUUUCCUGCCUCCCUUGGGAUUUUUUACUUUGGGGAAGGACAAGUGCUCGGAGAUCCCCAAGCCCACUCGUACGUGGUGGACAAAGUGAUUCUUCAGUAGCUGUCACAGAAUUCUUCCCCUUUCCUGUCCCCCAAGAGGAAUGGAAAAGGUGAUAGCUGAGGGAUGUGGGCAGAGGGGAAUUAGGGUGAGAAUAGAAAUAGAGGUUAGGAAAAGGGGGAAAGAGAGAAGAGAAAGGAGGAGAGCUGGGAGAAGACAGAAGGGGAGAGGAGAGGUGAAGGUAGGUGAUGCAUGUAAGAGAAGGAAUGGAAGGAGCCAGUUGACUUUCAGCUGGAUUCCUCACUCGGAUUGGCCCCCAUUCAGCAAACUAGACGGGCCGUGGCUGCUGGGCCUGAGAGGGAGGAGAGAGCGGGAAAGAGGAUGACUCACACGGUUUGGCAAGGGGACCGUUCCCGGCCUGUCUGUCAAGAAGUGAACGUGGGGGUUUGAUUUCUGUUCCCAUAAGAAGGACUCUUUUGGGAGAGCGAGGCUGCUGGGGGGUGGGGUGGCGAUAGGGGUGGGAGGGCUAAAUAGGGGGCUGGACUUUACCAUCUCCUCCAAUCCCAAGCACUUCCAAAGCUUCUACCCGGUGGCAGGCAGGGAAAAAAAAGAAAAAAGAAAAAAAGACGUAGCUUCCCCUUAUAGAGCUUAAGUCCAAGUGGGGCCGAUGAGUCACAUCUACAGGUCAGUAUGAGUACCCUCUGUGCCAAGCUCUAGGCCUAUGUGGGUGUGGACUUCAAGCUGGAGAGAUUCUAGCAAAAUAUCUCUUUGAUUUCUUUUGCUUCUUCUGCCAUGAGUUAAGUCUGGGAAAUCUCAGAAUACCUUGUAUCUCCGAUCUCCACAAAUAUGGGUAGUUGGGUUCAAGGUAACAAAGGGAUUUGUACAGGGAAUUGUUAGUGUCCUCCAUGUGUGUCUUGAGAGAAUCUGUGGGGUUGAGUCGAUUCUGAGCAAGUCCUUUUCACUGGGCCUCAGUUUCCUCAUCUGUGAAACAAGAGGCUUAAAAUAGAUGGCCCUCAAUCCUAUAGAAUCCUACAGAAUGAUCAGUAAAUGGGAUUGAGCUGUGUGGGCUGGGUUUCUUGGAAACAGGAGCACAGAGAUUUUGGGCUUCCAGGGCUCUGGACCCUAUUGUUCCUUCUCUCUCCUUGGUUUCCAUGGGUGGUAAACCCCCAGGAAUCAGCAGGCCUCUGGCUGGCAGGCAGUCUGGCUAACUUGAGGAUGGUGCCCUGUCAAUGGCAAGGAGUGGGAGUGGCUUAGAGCUCCCAGGCCAUUAUGGGAUUAGAACAUUUAGUGCCAACCUUUAAUUUACGGAGCCCUAGAAAGAUUGUGAAUACAUUUGAAUUCAGUGUCCUUUUGGCUGUGUUCCCUUGGAAACUGGGCUUUGGCAAGGCACUGAAGUGUUGUGACCUGGAAGGGCCAUCUUGGAACAUGGGGGAGCUUGUGGCUUGGUCCCCAGCCCAACCCUACCUUGUGAUGCUUACUGAUCUCCAGUAAACUUCUUUGGGCCUGGUA